This is a messenger RNA of Eutrema salsugineum, 292 nucleotides long. RefSeq lists its product as uncharacterized. The record is from RefSeq and is a predicted model, not a curated record. The transcript has a single exon. Lineage: Eukaryota; Viridiplantae; Streptophyta; Magnoliopsida; Brassicales; Brassicaceae. The coding region runs from base 56 to 292 and encodes 78 amino acids.
AACAACAAAGAAAGACACCAAAGUAGGAAGACGAAGAAGGAGAAGAAUAAUUGAAAUGGCAGCAAGAAGUCCUUUGAUCCGCUUCGCCUUCGUCUGCAUUGUCUUGGCCGUGUUGGUCAUGACUGCCGAGUCGCACAACGGACACCACCAUGGUCCGACUAAGGCUCCGUCCCCGGCUCCAAUGCCACAUGGACCAGAGGCUCAUGCUCCGGCUCCAAGUGCUGCCACUUUCUCCGCCUACCCUCAGCUCAUCGCCACCGCUUUGGUCGGUGCCUUGUCUUUCGUCUUCUGA